Messenger RNA from Rhopilema esculentum, 9071 nucleotides. RefSeq names its product propionyl-CoA carboxylase beta chain, mitochondrial. Gene Ontology annotation, molecular function: propionyl-CoA carboxylase activity. Gene Ontology annotation, cellular component: mitochondrion. The record is from RefSeq and is a predicted model, not a curated record. NCBI's taxonomy places the organism in Eukaryota, Metazoa, Cnidaria, Scyphozoa, Rhizostomeae, Rhizostomatidae.
GCAUCAGCCACACCACCAUUAACAUUCAAAAUGGCUGCAAUGCUACGGAGCCUUGGCAAGUUCUCUGUUACCUGUCCUUCAAAGAAUAUCAGUCUUAAAAUACUCGGCAGUACUGCUGGAAAAUUAUGUACUGCGAGGAUUAGUUCAGAUGUUGCUCUGACCAUAGCAGACUAUGUAGAGCAGAAGAGAGAGCAGGCGAAGCUAGGAGGCGGCCAACGGAGGAUUGACACACAGCACCAAAAAGGAAAGCUUACAGCAAGAGAAAGAAUUAGCUUGCUGUUGGAUCCUGGAUCAUUUGUUGAAUAUGACAUGUUUAUGGAGCACAACUGCACUGACUUUGGAAUGGAAAACCAGAAGUAUAUUGGAGACAGUGUUGUUACAGGUUAUGGAAAAAUAAAUGGCAGGACAACAUUUGUGUUUAGUCAGGAUUUCACAGUAUUUGGUGGCAGCUUGUCAAUGGUACAUGCACAGAAGAUCUGCAAGAUAAUGGACAAGGCAAUUACAGUUGGAGCUCCUGUCAUUGGUCUAAAUGACUCAGGUGGUGCAAGAAUUCAAGAAGGCAUCGAGUCCUUAGCUGGUUACGCCCACAUUUUCCAGAGAAAUACAUUGGCUUCUGGAGUUGUUCCUCAGAUAUCACUCAUCAUGGGGCCAUGUGCUGGCGGUGCAGUAUAUUCUCCAGCCAUCACUGACUUUACAUUCAUGGUUAAGGAUACAUCGUAUCUUUUUAUUACUGGUCCAGAAGUUGUCAAGACCGUCACAGGAGAAGAUGUUACUCAGGAGGAGCUUGGUGGAUCCAAAGUGCAGACCUCCAAAUCUGGUGUUGCUUCAGGUGCUUUCGAUAAUGAUGUCGAAGCAAUUUCCUCCAUUCGUGACUUUUUCGACUAUCUUCCCCUCUCAAACAAGGACCCUCCCCCGAUUCGGAAGUGUGAUGACCCAAGGGAUCGACUGUGCACACAUUUAGAUCAUAUUGUACCAUUGGAUUCAAAAAAAGCAUACGACAUGAGAGAUGUUAUUUAUGCAAUUGCAGAUGAGCGAGAAUUUUUCGAGGUGAUGCCAAACUUUGCAAAGAAUAUCAUGAUUGGUUUUUGUAGACUGAACGGGCGUACUGUGGGAGUCGUUGGCAAUCAACCACUUGAAGCUGCAGGUUGCCUUGAUAUUGAUGCUUCUGUUAAAGCCGCAAGAUUCGUUCGAUUCCUUGAUGCAUUCAAUAUUCCAAUCGUCACUUUUGUCGAUGUCCCAGGAUUUCUGCCAGGAAUAAAUCAAGAGCAUUAUGGGAUCAUUCGUCAUGGUGCUAAGCUUCUUUACGCAUAUGCCGAAGCAACUGUCCCAAAAAUAACUUUCAUAACAAGAAAGGCCUACGGAGGAGCUUAUGACGUCAUGAGUUCAAAGCAUCUCAGAGGUGAUACAAAUUACGCUUGGCCAACGGCCGAGGUGGCUGUCAUGGGUGCUAAGGGUGCUGUUUCAAUUUUGUAUCGAGGAAAAGACAAUAUAGAAUCUUAUGAGAAGGAUUAUACAGAAAGAUUUGCCAACCCAUUCCCGGCGGCAGCACGUGGCUACGUCGAUGAAAUUAUUGCUCCACGAGACACCCGCAAAAUUAUUAUUGACGAUUUAGAAUUACUGGAGACGAAGAAGCUUUCAAACCCGUGGAAAAAGCAUGGCAACAUUCCACUUUAAUACAUUUCGCUUUUCAAUGUGCCCCAAUUUGCUGUCUGUCAAACUCGCCUGUUAGUUGCGCAAAAUUUCAAGUCUUUCAAAAUGAUAAUAUCUCGCUGGAAAUGCAAGUAUUCAACUAAUGUGCAAAAUUUUAUAUUUAUUUGAAUAAAAAAUGCUUUUUAAAAAGUUUAUUGAGAAAGUUUUUUGCGUUGGCACUUGUUUAAACACGUCCUUGUGUUUUCAUAUGCAAUAAUAAUUGCAUUUUGCCACUAGAGUUGCUUACGGUUUUUCUUUUUAUCUCUCUUUUCAUUGUUUCUAUGGUUUUAUCACCAAAACAGCAGUAUUGCAGUAUUUUCACCAAUGGCUUUUUCCAAUAUUACGCAAGAGGUAAGUGAUUUUAGAAUCUCGAAAAAAUUUUCUGUCUGAAGUAAAGAAAAGGUAAAAAUGGUAAUGCAACUUGAGAAAAUAUGUCAAAGAAUUAGGAAAUGAUUUAUAAUGAUAUGAUACAAAGAUUUUAAUGUGAAUUCUGUACUUUUGUAACGUUAUGACUCUUUAACGGGACCUCGGAGGCGCAUUUAGUGGUUUUGUACUUGCCCCAUAUUUUAAUGGUUAGAAAUGUUAGGAAACUAUUGAGAGAUUAAACAAGGUAACAUGUUUAGAAAACUUGACCAUCGACCAUCCACUCAAAAUUAAAAAUAAUGUACGUCAAGUUUAAGAAUUCUUUCCGAUCCAAAAACGCACAGCUCGACUGAUGCCUUACUAUGACCCGAAGACGGAGGCUUCUUGUCUGAUAUUAUGCUGCUGUUAAUGGCUGAAAUAGCGUUCUUUUUUCCGGGAGACGAAACCUUUGUUUCGAAACAAUGCCCUCUUAAACCAAUCAGUGUUGCAGAGUCAUAACACAUGCGCAAUAGUAACCGUAUUCGCACAACUGUUCUGUCUGGGACCACACAGCUCUUGAACUUCCCGUCAGGGCUUCAAACGAUAGUGCGCAUGUGCAAUGACCCUGAAACGGGGGCUAGUGCACGUCUGGAAGACGGGCAUGAUUUCAUCUCCCGAACAGAAAGAUGUCGGAAUCUCCUUAUAGUGGUCACCGCAUUCGUAGCUACCUACGUUAACCACUGAGAUAUGAGUUUAGGACGUUACACUUUGUCCAUUUAGAGGCAUUUGACACAGGUAAAACUUCAGCCACUCGAUCACCAAUGGUUGACAAAUUAAAUUGCGCACAGAGAAAAUCGUGUGAACAGUUUUCGCCUUGCUGCAACUCGGCGAAAUCCUAAAGCAGCGCAAAUUGGUUCAAGAUGGCGGACGAAGCUCGAGCUUUGCCUCCAUUAAAGGCUAUGAAACGGUUGAUCAUUUCAAAAUCAUCGAUAUCGGUUAUCGGGAAGGUUAUUGGGAAUCUUCGUGCAAUUUUCUCGGCUAUGACCCGAGUUUUUAUUGUACAUAGUUUCACGUGCUCUCUUUAGUUUGGAAUAAGUUAUUUUCAGAAUCGCUGUUGUUAUAUAUGUUGCUGCCUUUGAGCCACUCUGUCAGCGCAAAUCUAGCGAAUGCAAACCAGCGCAUUGGUUAAUUUCAUUACAUUUUUGCCUGAGUAAGAAUAAAUCACUUUUGUAUAUAUCACAAACGGAACUCUUUUAUAAUGAGUAUAAUAUUUUCAUGAAAGACACCUCAUUCCACUAUAAAACAUCAAAAGCAAAAUGGGAGGAGGUACACUGCUGCUUUGCUAAAGAGGGGGGGGGGGGUUCUACUAAUUGGUUCUACUACUAAUACUAAUAAUUUUAGAUAUGUUCUUGAGUGAAUCUUGUAUUUAGAAAACGAACUAUUUGAUGAUGAAAUAAUGACAAAAUUUACCGUCUUUGAAAUUAGUAUUUCUGCAAAACGGAACGUGAAGCUCAACGAAUUGUAGUUUCAAGUUGCAGAUAAACGAUUCAAUGGUUGAGAGAAUACAUGGAAUCUUCUUGCAAUGAAAAUAGAAAUUAGAACAUUUAGACAGUCAUCGCCUAUUUUAUAAUCAUCGCCUAUUUUAUAAUCAUCAAUUAUGCUUGGAUAGAGGUAUUCUUGUGGGAUCUCAGGGGGCUUUUAAACACCCCCUUUUAAAAAAGCUGUAAAAUCAAGGAGUUUUUUGCCAUCUAGGAGUUUAAACAUUUUUUCGUCGGCAAAUUGUCAGCUUUGUGAAAUAAAGGCAAAUAAAUGAUGGCUCACCCACAUUGCAAGCAAAUGGGAUCUGAGUGACGCCACCCCCUCCCCCCCCUCCUCCCGCACAAUACCUAGUGACGGCCCUUGCGCAAAGCUUUCGAUGACUUAGAGAACCUGCAAGGUCUACGUGCCUGUGGAGUUAUAGGUAAAGAAAGGGGAAUAAACAGGGUCUGUAAAAUUAUUUAGCUGGGGGUAACGGCUCCCUGGAACGAACAGUACAAAAAUCUAAACUUAAAAUGAAAGAUGGAUUGUCUUCGAAUUGCGAAGUAGAAAUUAUUUACCCAAACAAAUCAAAACUUAGUCUACACAGAACACUGAUUGAAAGAAAUCUACGAUACUGUAAUCCAUGUAUCAAAGGUAGCCAUUACUAUUAGAUUAAAUUGCUGUAAAGCAAACACGUUGUUACUCUGUGUUGUUAUCAUGCAUGUAUUGUCUUGUCGAGCUCGUAUUUCUUCUAGCAACAUAGGAUUCCGGUUUCUUGAUUCCGGAUUCUUGAUUCCGUAUUCCGGACUCCGUGUUUAAAAGGUAUACAAUCUAUCAAUAAUAACUAGACAUCUUAUCUUCCAUGUAAGUCGUGCACGCAAAGCUCUUCCUUUUUUCUCACGAAAUGCUUCAUCUCUCCCCCGCCCCCACUUCUUCGUUCGCAGCGUAGUCUUUUCCACUUUUAAUGGAUCAACCCCCGGGCUAAUUGCUCUUAUAGCUGCUUACAGGUUGCUGCUUACAAUUUGUUCCGUUGCCGUCUAGAGCCGAAGGUCAAGAAUCACGAAGGACGAAGUCAGCCACACCAUUUAGGCAAAUUUAUUUUUCAAUUGCAUCAUAUCGACUAUGAUUGCAUGUCACAGCCAAUAGCGGCGCCCCCCCCCCCCGGGGGGGCUGGGGAGACUGGGACGAGUUAUCCCCCUCCCAGUUCUCAGCAGGAUCAAUUUGGUAUCUCGUCUAAAUUCGAUGAGUAUAUGUUGAGGGAAGGGUGAUAUUUUGGCAACGAAUUUUUUUUUAUGUAAUCCUAUGAUUUGAAGCUGCCUUUACGUAAACCAAAAUUUGUCGUGGGUGUUUCCUAUUCAUGAAAUUGGCAUUUCUUGUUUUUUAAAGGGGCGUUUUCUAAAAUUAAAAAGGGCGUGGUCUAAACAGUUUUGUUUUGUACCCAUCCUCCCCCCGCAGAGCCUAGUGGCUGGCGCCGCCAUACCCUGGGUACCACUGGUCGCAGUUUACAGCCUCAUUUUGCUCAUGGCUGCUAUCCAUCGGUAGGAGAUAAGAACAAUUUAAGGUGGCUGUCAAAUUCAAAGUGCCCAUUAUUUUGUGAGGAAGUGAGACAAAUUUUUCAACAAAUUUUCCUCAUUCAUCUAUGUCAUAAAGACACUUGUUUACGAAGAGUCGUUUAGCAAGUAAACACCUUUGACACUGUAGCAUCUCGUGACGUCAUUCAAACCCCACGGCCAAGUACAUUCCCGCUUGUGGGGGUUUCGGGCGCUUCUUUCUGCCCUUAUUUCAUUUCUCAUUACCUCUCUGCUCUCUGCACAUUAGUUACUUUCUCUUAUACUUAGAUUUAUUCUUUCUUCGGUGUACACUCUGUUGUAUAAGUUUAAAAAUAAUUUGUCAAAAGUUAAGAAAAAUUUUAAGAACAGGCUGAGGCUGAGGUUCUAUAAAUUUUGAAUUUAAAAUCCCCGUUGAAAAAUUCCAUCUCAACAACGAGCGGCUUUUCCAUAUAGAUGUAUGUUGUUUUUAGAAUCUUUGAAGACUCAUUGCUAACAAUGGGCCUUUGCGAGCGUAGCGACGAUCCAAACAAUGGCAGUAAACCAAUACGGAUUAACCAAAAUUGAUUUUAGACUGUAUAAAAAUGCAUUAUGGGAUGCUUGCGUUCCGCAAUGGCUCAUUGUUAGCAAUGAGUCUUUUAAAGUAGUAGUUAUACAUAUUUAGUAUAUUAGCAUAGUUAGUUGUUAGUAAACGUUUAAAAUUGUAAAAGCCCGGAAAACACAUGAAUUGAUCCCACGCAAUUUUGCCACGAAGUUAUCAUGAUGUUCUAAGGUCUGACGGCCAAACGCUGGCGGUCAAUGCGAUCAACGCAUCCCACACAUUCAGGAUAGCAAGACAAAAGAAAGAACCAAGUGUUUCGUUGAAAAGGAAAACAAGGAACUUCAUGUUAACCGUAAACAAGGAUAGUUGCCAAUUCUAUUUGCGUCAUAGCUUGAUAUGAUUUUAUUGGAGACAGCAAAAUUUCCGCAAACAGUUUUUUGGAAGAGUGACAAGCCAGUUAGUACGGGAGAGAGAAUUUUGUGUUUAUUUUAAAACCAGUAAACUCUUAUCUAUGCGAACACAUUUAAAAUAUCCAGCUUCAGAUAAAAAUUUAGAAGAAAAAGCAAUAGGUUUUUGAAUUUUUUUUUCAUGCUAACAGAACAGAGGAGGGACUUUAUCAAGUAAUCAACGGUGCCACUAAAAUGUCAUGCAAAACAGCUAUUUAGUGGUCUUGGGAACAAUUUAUAGUUUCAAAAAAAGUUAAUGCCAUAACAGCAUUAAAUGCAGGGCCGUAAUUAUCAUUGCUCUUUGGAUAAGAUCUACCCCCUCCCCCAAAUUUUAGAGUUCUUUUGUUUCCAAUAAACAUUCCCUUCUGUUCCUAUUGUUUUCAAACAGGGGUGCCCCUCUCCCAAAAAUAAAUCUUUCACUCUACGGCAUUGGUCAACAGCGUCCGAGACUCUAAUGAUCUAGAAAACAGAAAAAUCGUGCAUCAACAAAAAUCUCUGAUGCGUAUAGAGUUCUAAAGUGUGACGUCAUCAAAAACCUUUUUUUUAGAAUUUUUGAAUUUUAACCACAUAGCGUAAGAGAUCACCAUGAAAUACUUUCAAUUACGCAAAAUUGGCCAAAUAUGUCUAAAAUCGGUUGAGAUAUGGCUAAUGAAAGAUUUGAAGUUUGCUAAAGAAUCACUGUUAUUUUGGCUCUGUUCAUAAAGUUAUGAACAGAGACCAAAAUACAGAGGUUUGAUGGGGGAGAGAACCAAAAAACAUGUGGCCAUAUCUCUGCCAUUUCGUAAUACACUUGCCUGAUUUUGCAAAUUUAGAGGUAUUUCAUGAUGCUCUUUCAGGUUUUGGGAUCCAAAUUAAAAAAUUCUAAAAAAAUAUGUUUGUGACGUCAUUACUUUAGAACUCUAUAGAAAGAGUGACAGCAUCGUCACCGUGCUUGAUUCUGCAAACGCUUGCAUAAGUGAAAGUACGUCAAACGAUACAAAGGGUCACGAUACAAAAGGUCACGCAGAUGUGGAUGACAUGCAGAUUCACUUGUAAGUUUGCAGUCAAUGAAUGUCACUGAAGGAAUCGAGGUCUACUGUUCUACGAGAGUGCAUUUGAGGAAAAUGGGUUUCGGGAAACAUGGUCCAGUUGAAAGGUCUUUGCGAGCUGCCAUAGCAGAUCUCAACUUUGCGAAAUGCAAGAACAUUUUGGUAAAUGAGAGUCAGUUUGCAGACAACAACUUUCCCAUUUUUGCGUACAUUUGUCAGCAAAAAGUGAUUUGGAAAAGUGCCUGCAAGUAUGUUAACAUUGACAUGGAUUCAAAAUGGAGCAAAGAGAGUCUCCGAGAUCAUUUGUCUGAACAGCAAAAUGAAAAACAGUUUCUUGGCAAUAGUAUUAAAGAAUCCUGCUUGCAGAAAAUUCUUGUGGACGGGAUUUUCGAGCAGUUAAUUGUGCUUUUUGUCGAGUUUGGGUAUGACAUUAAUGCCACGGAUAUCAGUGGGCUGGCUGCAAUACAUCAUGCAAUAAAACACGGGCUGCGGUUAACAACCGAAAUAUUGAUCGAUUCUGGAGCAAGUCUUUCGAAGGAGGCAAAAAUUGCAAGCUGGAUUCAUACAAAGCUUCCAGCGUUGUACCAUUGCCUGUACACACUGGAUAUCGAAAUGCUUAAGCUCAUUCUUAAAAAUUCCGCCAACUGUGUUUGUGAUAUUCCUAAAUUAAACAACAUUGGGCAGUCCGUUUUCCUUCCUGCACGAUUGCCGCUACCCAUUCAGGAUUGCAUCCGGAUGUUAGAUCACAUCAAUCCUCUUACAUUUCUCUUAAUUGUUUAUGCAGUUAAGUUGUAUAGCGACCAAUCGUCAGAGGCAAGAAUGAUCAAAGAAGUCGAUGAAAUUCUGAAUACACUGCAGGAGUUCCUUGUAACAAACAAAUGCUGGCAGAAUCUGAUGCAAGAAUCUUCCUUUGAACUUUGUGGAGCGAAGUUGCAGAAAAUGUUGAGGUCUUAACUGGAUAUUUUUCACGGGACUUUCUUCUUCAUAUGGUGACCAGCUUGUUAAGGAAAUGUUAAUUUUUACGAUUUGAUGAGCCAUCGUGGACGCCGGUACGACCAAAUUCAAGUGGGGACAGACUCAGCGGUGCUGGAACAAGGGGGCAAAGAGGGCAGCUGCCUCCUGUGCCCUUGACUAUUGGGGCAGAAAAGGGGGCAGAAGAAGGGGCAGGAGAGGAGGCAGAAACUCACAAUAUAAUAGAACUUAAGGGUUCUGCGAGUAGAUAAUGCUUCGUGCCCAACGUUCACAUAGAUUUCCGUAUUUCACACAUCAGAGCUUUAGAUACUCAUGCCUUCUGUAAAAGCUUGCCCCCCUUCGUCCUGCCAUACUCCCGGCAUCCCUGAACAGCAUUUUCUUCUUGAUUCGCUGUUGGCAUCUUGUAAAUGGUCAAAUGAGAAUGGCAUACGUAUUCAAGUACAUCAUCAUUAAGGCAAAAGCAAAUCGAUUAAAAGAAACUGUAGUUAUAAUUCCUUAAAAUUUUUUUUGUUGAUUACGAAGUCCAAUGUUGAAGGUAUUGUCAUAAAAAGUGUGAUAGCUCUCGAUGUGAUCUCACGCAUGCGCAGUUAUUACAGAAACCUGGGUCGGGUGCAGACUUUCUUUUAUACAGAAGGACCUUUUCCAUGAUGCAACAAUCAGCUUUUAUCUGUCACGAUAUCGAUACAUUUUUAACUCAUCAUUAUUGCCAUAACAUCAGUAAUUAGCUAUUAGCUACGUUUUACCCUCAAUUUCGUUCCUUAUCGUUUCUUAUCGUUUUUACUUUACUUACAUCUGCACAAUGUCAGUGCACGGCUGUCCAACCGCGCUCACUUUCUUGUUGUUUUUAAUUCUUAUUGGUAUGUAAAUAACAUUGAUUCCGCUAAACCGUUAAUUCAUGCAAUAGAUUUGUAUUUAUACUUUUCCUCGUGCGUUCCAUGUACAACUGGAAUCAUGUUUGUCUAAUUUGAUGAAAACACUUAGAAAAUAA